AAUCAUAUAUCCUCUUAAACUUACAUCCCACAAAAAAAAAAAAGAGAAAAAGUAAAUUAAAGAAUGUUGAAGCCUCAGCUUCAUCAAAUAUCACAAUCUACAAAAACCCUAAUCCCAUGGAGUAGUACUAGAUCAUUUAUUUCUGGAGAAAUCUUAGCCUCUUUUCCCAUCAAUAUUUUAAAUAAAAACCUUAGACAAAAUCAGAAGAAGAAUUUUAGGGUUCAUUAUAAUGCUGCAAAUAGCACAAAAGCUGUGCUUAGUUCUACUGAGAAAUCUACUAGUGUAAAAGCAGUGAUAACUGUCCAAAAAACAGUUGGAGGCACUAACUUAUCUUUAACAAGAGGACUUGAUGAUAUUGGUGAUUUACUUGGUAAAACACUCCUUUUGUGGAUUGUUGCAGCUGAGCUUGAUCCUAAGACUGGAAUAAAGAAACCAAGCAUUAAGACGUUUGCACAUCGUGGACGAGAUGUGGAAGGUUACACACAAUAUGAGGCUGAUUUUGUAAUUCCUGAAGACUUUGGGGAGGUUGGAGCAGUUUUAGUACAAAAUGAGCACCACAAGGAAAUGUAUGUCAAGAAUAUAGUAAUCGAUGGCUUUCCCCAUGGCAUAGUUAAUAUUACUUGCGAUUCUUGGGUUCACUCCAAAUUUGAUGAUCCUGAGGAAAGGAUUUUCUUCACCAACAAGUCAUAUCUACCAUCUCAAACACCAAGUGCAAUAAAGAGAUUAAGAGGAAAAGAACUUGUAAUAUUGAGAGGUGAUGGAAUUGGACAACGUAAAAAGUUCGAGAGAGUAUAUGAUUAUGAUGUUUACAAUGAUAUUGGAGAUCCUGAUGCCAGUGAUGAUACUAAAAGACCAGUACUUGGUGGUAAUGAAUUCCCUUAUCCUAGAAGAUGCAGAACUGGUGGCCCACGAAGCGAGAAAGGUACUCCCGACGCUUCAAUUUAUAUGACACAUUUAAAAUCUUGGUUUAAAGAUGUGGAAUUUGCUCGUCAAACCUUAGCUGGUUUGAACCCCUAUAGUAUACGCUUGGUUACGGAAUGGCCAUUGAAGAGCAAGCUAGACCCUGAGAUAUAUGGACCUCCUGAAUCAGCAAUCACAAAAGAGCUAAUUGAGCUAGAAAUUGCAGGAUUCAUGACUGUUGAAGAG
Molecule: messenger RNA, 1146 nt
Organism: Nicotiana tabacum (common tobacco)
Lineage: Eukaryota; Viridiplantae; Streptophyta; Magnoliopsida; Solanales; Solanaceae
Source: RefSeq, a predicted model, not a curated record